AUGCGGUGUGUGUGCUGGCCAUUGACGAGGUGCAUGACCGCCACGUGCACGAAGGAUGUGCGAGCGGACAUACAGCGAAGCCUGGGUCUUCAAAACUGUCUCCACAUCCUCGGGCCCAUGAACCGGCCGAACUUGAAAUACGUCGUGCGGCCUCGUACGACCUUCGAGGACGACUUGACUGGAGUGUUUGGCCUGCCUUCUCUGCCGGAGAGGGUGGUGGACAACACGGCCAUCACGCCCACGUCCUCCUCCAUCGUGUACGUGCCCACCAAGGCGCGUAGUGAUGAGUUGGCUGCAUGGUUGCAGAAAGCCGGAGUGGCUGCGGCAUCCUAUCACGCCGGUCUUCCCAUUCAGGACCGUCAUGACAUCCACCGUGCCUUCUUGAUGGACGAGCUCCAGGUGGUGGUCGCCACCAUCGCCUUCGGAAUGGGCAUCGACAAGUCCUCGGUACGCCGGGUGGUUCACUACGGCGGAGCGCGCUCGCUCGAGAAUUACGUGCAGCAGUGCGGCCGGGCGGGGCGUGAUGGAGAAGAUGCAGAGUGCAUCACCUUCUUCAGGCCGGGGGAUCUCCAGGAAGCCAGGACACUCAUUCUUCAGGACUGUGGCCGCGCCAGCGAAGAGCGGGGAAGGCACAUGUUGCAAUUGCACGCCAAGUUUGCGGCUUUUCUGUCAGACUCCAGCCAGUGCCGUCGUGCCCGACUGCUGCAGCACUUUGACGAAGAGCCGCAGCAGCUGAGCCACGAACCAGUAGAGCAACGGAAAGGGGAAUGCAUUCAGGUGGGAAGCCUGCCGGCGCGAUGCUCCUGGUGUGACGUGUGUCUAGCAGCGCCCAGCCAGGCUUCGGCGGCUCCGGCACAGGGCUGCGAUUUCACCCAGGAGUGCCGCGUUCUUCUGCAGUGCGUCUCGGCAUGCGGCGGCAUGACCGGGUCUGCCCUGCCUUGCGCGCUUGCAGCCGGGCAAGCCACUGACAAGCUGAGAGCCAGGAACCUCCACCUCCACCGAGCAUUCGGCAGUGGACGUCACAAGGCCCACUCCUGGUGGAAGGCAUUUUUGCCACAUCUGCUCCAAGCAGGGCUGUUGCAGGAGAAGCCUGCCAGGCUCGCCAAUGGCUUUAGCUACGCGGCGCUGUCUGUGACGGAGCAAGGCUUGCGAAUGCAAUCCGCGCACCCUGCGCAACCUUUCUGCCUCUCUCCAGUGCCUUCGGAUUUGGCGCCGCCUGCCCCUAAGCCGACUCCGAAGACGCUUCGCUCCCCGGCAAUGCUACCAGGCACCGAGACACCGAGCGGCGAAAGUGCCUCACAGACUUUUCUGGACAGUAAGAAGCAGGAGCUGUAUAGGCGACUGUCCCACAUCCGACAGCAGUGGAUGCGGCGGCUAAACAUUAUGGGGGAGUCCCUCGUGUCGAACCCCGUGCUUCGGAUGCUGGCUGAGAUCCGGCCCUCGUCUGUACAAGCCGCCCAGCAGACAGUUCCUGGGCUGCCCCUGCUUCUCACGGAGCAGCUGGCAAGCCUGCUGGAGGCACUCGUCUCGGAGGUGAACAAGCUGCCAGCCUGCGAUUGCAGACUUGUGGUUCGCUUUCGGCCCUUUUUGUUCCAACCCGCGCCAAACUAA
Symbiodinium natans is the source of this 1611-nucleotide messenger RNA. NCBI's taxonomy places the organism in Eukaryota, Dinophyceae, Suessiales, Symbiodiniaceae. The record is from the annotation of a GenBank genome assembly.